AUGGUAUGGCCAUGGUAUGGCUACGGCAUGUCUAUGGUAUGGUAUGGCUACGGCAUGUCUAUGGUAUGGCAUGGCUACGGCAUGUCUAUGGGUCGGAGGCCGUACCCCACAGGCGACCCUGGCAUGGACGGCUACCGCAGGUACGACCCAUCCUUUCCCCCUAUCCCAUCCUCCCCCCAUCCCAUCCUCCCCCCAUCCCAUCCUCCCCCCAUCCCAUCCUCCCCCCAUCCCAUCCUCCCCCCAUCCCAUCCUCCCCCCAUCCCAUCCUCCCCCGUCCCAUCCUCCCCCCGUCCCAUCCUCCCCCCAUCCCAUCCUCCCCCCAUCCCAUCCUCCCCCCCAUCCCAUCCUUCCCCCCAUCCCAUUGUUCUCCCCGUAAAUUCCAUUCCGCCCUCCUGUUCAUCCGAACGCAUUCCUUUUGGCCGUCCCUUGCUCUCUCCACACCCUCUGUCCGCCCCUCUGCUCCCCCGGUCCCGAUUCCCCUCACAAUCCUCGCACGUACCCCUCCUGUGCAGUGCUGGUGACUACGGCAGAAGAUCUAUGCUCAGCGAUAGCGAGUACACGCGCCGGCCCACAAUGCUGAGGGAGAGGGGAGACGUGUACCGCAGUUCUGUUGUAGAGGCUCCCCAGCCCCGUCCCAUCCCUUCUCUCCGUCCUACCCAUUUCCCCAGCAGCUCUUGUCAAACGAGGCUGUCUCCGUUUGGCAGCUCCUCACUCACCGGUUCAUCUCUAGAUUUGGUAGACUCUGCCUCACGACAGACGGGGCCAUCUCUCUCCUCCCUCACGGGCUCGUCUCUAGAUCCAGUAGACUCUGCCUUUUCUCAAGCCGCAGCUUACACCUCUCGCUUCCAGCAGCAACACCAGCAGCAGCAGCAGCAGGUGCCGCCAUCACAGCAGCAGCAGCAGCAGUACCAGCAGCAGCCGCCUUCUCUGCUGGACGGAGGGAAUACAACACUGGGAGGCACGGGCGUGGCAGCCGCAACCAGAUCUGUGGAGCGCUACAUGUCGUACCUCUCGGGCCGCUCCUCUAGACGGCCCAACCUGGCAGCCAACCCCAACCCUCUCCUCAUCCCCGCCGCCUCCUCAGGGGCAUUCGCUGGUUCCAAUAUAAGUCCCACGAGUGAGCCCGAGGCCAAUGCGUUCCGCAGGCACCGCAGCCGGCGACGAGCCAUACAGGAGGACCGCAUGGCCCUGGGGGGCAGCAGCAGGAUGCACAUGCUGCACACGCGGUCAGGCGCCCUGCAAGGCAUGGCAUCCCCAGGGGAGGGCGGCAGCGGCGGGAGCAUAGUGGGCAUGGGCAUGGGGCACGGGGCGAGUGGGGCCGUCAGUGAGAACGAGGGCGCCAUGAUGAUGAUGAUGGGCGGAGGAGGAGGGGGCGGUGGUGGGCGCAUGGCGGGGGAGGAUUGGUGUGUGGGAGGGAGGAUGGGAGGGUGGGAGGGAGGAUGGGAGGGUGGGAGGGAGGAUGGGAGGGUGGGAGGGAGGAUGGGAGGGUGGGUGGGAGGGAGGAUGGGAGGGUGGGAGGGAGGAUGGGAGGGUGGGAGGGAGGAUGGGAGGGUGGGUGGGAGGGAGGAUGGGAGGGUGGGUGGGAGGGAGGAUGGGAGGGUGGGAGGGAGGAUGGUUGACUGGGUGGGGGUGGAAGUGGGGAGGGAGCAUGGGUGGGCAUGCCUGGGUGCCCCUGCACUGGAUGAUGCUGCACAAACAGGCACGCGCUUGCGGUAUCAUCAACAGGAGGCAUCACGAGUCCCAUGGCAGCAGCUGCUGCAGCGGCUGUUGCUGCCGUCUCUGGCGCCUCUAGUCGUUCUUUCUACUCCAUCCCCUCGUUCCUUCAUACCCCUCCUUUGCACUUCUCCUCCUCCUCUCUCAUGCGAGCCAUACCCUACCCUCUCCUUCCAACCCCAACCCCAACCCUGCCCCACCGCUGCCCACCGCAGCAGCAGUCCGGAGCACCCGUUCAUAUCAGCGAGGGCCAAGGCGUCACUGGGCCUCAUGAACCGCAGGGCAGCCGACUCUGCCAUCGCCUUCAGGCGGAGUGGAGCAGGGUCAGAGGAUGCUGAUACUCCCCAGGGCUCCCUCAGCUCCAUCAACUCAGAGGGGCACCUGUCGUCUGCGCCAGGCUCGAGCACCACGUUCAAGCCCACCCCUCCUCCGCGGCGCAACAUGGGCGAGCCAUCAGCCCCCCGCCUGUUCUCGCUGCUUCUUUUGAGGCGCCUCAAAAGCCUGUCCUCGCCGCCUCCCGCACCCAACGCUGUUCCUAUCCUUGCCGCUGUCUGUCGUUGCUCAUUCCCAUCCAUCCUCCCACCCACCCUUGCUGCUUUCUUUGUGCUGCUAGCGAAUCAGCACCAGCCAUGCUGUUCAGUGCGCCCCUCAUUGCGCCCCAGUGUCUGUCCCCUUAUCUCAACCGACCUUUAUGCCUCAUUCAUUCCAAUGCCAAUCGCUGCUCUCACCGCCCGCAUUGCCCCUUUCUCUGGUCCUCCCCAUUCUGCCCCCUCCCUUACCCCCCAUGCCCUCCUGCUUCCCCUAAGCGUACUCCCCACCCCACGCAUGCGCCCUCCCCUCCCCUCCUACCGCCUUAACCCUUCUUGCUUCAAGACGUCUCAAACUCCCUUCCCCUCAUCCCAUCCCUUCGCGCCUCAGAAGUUGUCUCCAUUGCCUCGAGGCUCUUCAUUAGCCACCACCCCGGCCACUCCCGCCCCGACCUCCGCUCUCGGGCCUGACCCAUUUGCCCUCACGCCCAGCUCUGCUGCUGCCGCUGCUGCUGCUGCCGCCGCCCCAGAUGCACCCAGCCUGGGUGCCUCUGGUGGGUUCAGGGAUUCUUUGGAGCAACGGACUGUUGCUACUGCUGCGGGGGGAGCAGCAGCAGCGGCAGGGGCGGGACAAGCAGCGGCGGCAGCGGCAGGACUAUCAGGAGGAGUAGGAGGAGGAGGAGGAGAAGGGGUUGCAGGGCUAGAAGGGUUUGGAGGGCGUGGUGAAGGGGCGGGAGAGCAGAUGACAGCAGCAGGAGCAGAUGGGGUGGGGCAGGCGGAGAGAAGGGAGGGGGAUGAAGCAGGAGCGAGUGAUCAAACAGGUGGUGAGGGAGUGGAGGGGUUGGGGAGGAGUGCGGUGCUUGAGAGAGUGAGGGAGACGGGGAGUGGUGCAGUGUUGAAUAGCCUUGAGAGAGUGGUGGAAGAGGAGGGUGAGACAACGCGUGAGGAUGGGGGAUCAGGGGCAGGGGAGAGGCAGGGCGAGGGAAGCAGCAGUGCGAGGAGGGGCAUGGAUGGGGGGCAAGGGGAGAGGGGUGAUGGACAUGGGGGUAUGGGGACAGUCGGGGGAGAAAGAGAGUCUAUACAAGGUAAUGAAGGGCGAGAAGGUGGGGGUGGGGGAGCUAGUGAGGGAGAGGGACGAAGAGGAGGAGGUGGAGCAGAGGGAGGUGCAGAGAGCGAAGCAGAGAGAGGAAUGACAGAGGAUGCAGGGGGCAGAAGGCAUGACAGAGGGCUGGAUGGGCGUGAGGGAAGAGAAGCGGGUGCGGUGGAGGCGGGAGGGAGAGAAAAGGUUGAUACAAGGGAAGGGGAGCGUGAGAGCGGUGGGGGCGAGGACAGGGAAGGAGGCAAGGGUGACGUUUCUAAGAGCGCAGAUGAUGGGGAUGAAGGGGAUGUGGCUAGCAGAGGAGAUGAGACACACUCCACCAACCCCCACACACCCACCACUGGCCUCUCACCGCAACCCCCUUCCUCCCUCGCCAUCUCCUCUCACCACCCCUCCUCCUCCUCUCUCUCCCCCCACCCUCCUCCCUCUGGCAACCCCCUGGUCUCGCAACAUGGUGCAGCCCCCUUAUUGGGAUCAGCUAGUCACGUGGGGGGGGCAGUGGUGGGGGGAGUGAGGGUUGGGGCAGGAGCAGGGUCAGGGUGGGUGGGGCCGGGGGCAGCGGCGGGUGCGGUGCAGCAGCUGUCGUUGCUGCCGCAGCAGGAGUGGACCAUUGAGUUCUCGGAGCUCAGGCUGGGGAUUCGCGUGGGCGUUGGGUCGUUCGGGGAGGUGUUCAGAGCGGUGUGGCGCGGCACAGAGGUGGCGGUGAAGAUGCUGUGGGAGCAGGACGCCAAGCCCGAGGACACGGAGGACUUUUACAACGAAAUUGCUCUGCUCAGUCGCCUGCGCCACCCCAACGUGAUUCUGUUCAUGGGGGCGUGCACGGUGCCCCCGCACCUCUCCAUGGUGACAGAGUACAUGCACAUGGGGUCGCUCUACCGCAUCAUCCACUCGCGCGAGCCCGGCCAGGGCGGCGAGUCCCUCAGCUGGAAGCGCCGCUACAAGAUGCUCAGGGAUAUCUGCAGGGGCAUGCUGUGUCUGCAGCGCAUGAGCAUCAUUCACCGCGACUUGAAAUCAGCCAACUGUUUGGUGGACCGGCACUGGUGUGUGAAGGUGUGCGACUUUGGGCUGUCGCGCAUCGCCACCAACGGCCACGUGGUGGGCCGCACCGCUGCCGGCACGCCCGAGUGGAUGGCGCCGGAGCUGCUGCGCAACGAGCGGUGCUCCUUCAAGUGCGAUGUGUUCAGCUUGGGAGUGAUCAUGUGGGAGCUUGCUACACUGCGCCGCCCCUGGGAGGACUGCAACGGGCCGCUGGAGGUGGCAUAUGCUGUUGCGCAUCACAACUCGCGCCUCCCUGUCCCCAGUACCAGCCUAGGCCGCCUCAUCUCAGAUUGCUGGAAGGAAGACCCUGACCAGAGGCCUGAUUAUGAGGAGAUUCUGGAGAGGUUGCACGAGUGCGAAUACAUGGACUCGUAA
Molecule: messenger RNA, 4752 nt
Organism: Closterium sp. NIES-65
Lineage: Eukaryota; Viridiplantae; Streptophyta; Zygnematophyceae; Desmidiales; Closteriaceae
Source: the annotation of a GenBank genome assembly